This is a messenger RNA of Syngnathoides biaculeatus (alligator pipefish), 3836 nucleotides long. RefSeq names its product carnitine palmitoyltransferase 1Ab (liver) (gene cpt1ab). Gene Ontology annotation, molecular function: carnitine O-palmitoyltransferase activity. The transcript is spliced from 19 exons. The coding region runs from base 186 to 2507 and encodes 773 amino acids. Gene Ontology annotation, cellular component: mitochondrion. Lineage: Eukaryota; Metazoa; Chordata; Actinopteri; Syngnathiformes; Syngnathidae. Gene Ontology annotation, biological process: fatty acid metabolic process; carnitine metabolic process. The record is from RefSeq and is a predicted model, not a curated record.
GCAAAUGAAGUAGGCGUGUCCGACCGGGAGCAUCUGAUCUCAUUCACGUAGCAGGCUGGCUAGCAGCUGGAAACUGUAGUGCUCAGCAGCCCAACGGUGUCACAUUGUGCUCUAUACAUUCAAGUCUUCCACAUAAAAUCUCGGAUUCAUACGAAGGCCAGUAACUCGGUACAGAAGCAGCCAACAUGGCAGAAGCUCACCAGGCAGUGGCUUUUCAGUUCACUGUCACCCCGGAUGGCAUCGAUCUGCAGCUGUGCCACGAGGCUUUGCGCCAAAUCUACCUCUCUGGCCUUCACUCAUGGAAGAAAAGAUUCAUUCGCUUCAAGAAUGGAGUUAUGACUGGUGUGUACCCAGGCAGCCCUGCUGGCUUCAUGGUUGUAGUCGUUUCGUACAUGUCGUACAAUAAAUACAAACAGCUGGAUCCAUCUCUUGGCUUGAUUGCCAAACUCGGACAACACAUGCCUAUUAGUAAAUAUAUGUCUACAGACACUCAGAAGAUUGUUGGUGGAGUCUUGGUGGGCACGGGUCUUUGGGUGACCAUAAUCAUGAUCAUGAGGAAUGUUCUCAAGUGCCUUUUGUCAUGGCAUGGCUGGAUGUAUGCACGCCAUGGCUCCGUAUCCUGGUCAACUCGAUUGUGGAUGUUGUUGGUUAAGGUGUUCUCUGGAAGGAAACCAAUGCUCUAUAGUUUCCAGAACUCCCUGCCACGGCUACCUGUUCCAGCUGUAAAGGAUACCUGCAGAAGGUAUCUAGAGUCGGUCCGCCCACUAAUGAAUGAUGCACAGUUUAAGCGGAUGAAUGGACUUGCUCGAGACUUUGAGCUGAAUCUGGGUCCUAGACUGCAAUGGUACCUAAAACUGAAGUCGUGGUGGGCCUCCAAUUAUGUCAGUGAUUGGUGGGAAGAGUAUAUCUACCUUAGAGGUCGAGGACCCAUCAUGGUUAACAGCAACUACUAUGCUAUGGACUUCCUUUAUGUAUUCCCCACCUCACUUCAGGCUGCCAGAGCAGGUAAUGCCAUUCAUGCUAUCAUGCUCUACAGGAGGAAGCUUGACCGAGCCCAGAUCAAACCAAUAUACUUGCUGGCAAACAAGGUUCCUCUGUGUUCGGCUCAGUGGGAGCGGAUGUUUAACACUACCCGCAUCCCAGGUUUGGAGACAGAUAUCCUUCAGCACACAAAUGAGAGCAAACACAUAGCCGUGUACCACAAAGGCCGAUUCUUCAAGGUGUGGAUGUUUUACGAUGGCCGACUUCUGUUGCCGCGGGAGAUCGAACAGCAAAUGGAGAGGAUCCUGGCUGACAAGUCUGAACCCAUGCCAGGAGAGGAAAAGCUUGCUGCACUUACUGCAGGCGACAGGACUCCAUGGGCAAAGUGCCGCAACACCUACUUCAGCCGUGGCAAGAACAAGCAGUCCCUUGACGCCAUUGAAAAGGCAGCCUUCUUUGUGACUCUGGAUGAAACAGAGCAGCGGUUUGAAGAAAGCAAUCCAGUAAAGUCUCUGGACAGUUAUGCAAAGUCUUUGCUUCAUGGAAAGUGCUAUGACAGGUGGUUUGAUAAAUCCUUUAACCUGAUAGUUUUUAAAAACGGCACCAUGGGUCUGAAUGCUGAGCACUCUUGGGCCGACGCUCCAAUCAUUGGUCAUCUGUGGGAGCACGUGCUCUCCAUGGACCCUUUUAAGCUUGGCUAUACUGAAGAUGAGCACUGUUGUGGGGAGCCACAUCCCAACCUGCCCACCCCCCAAAGACUCCAGUGGGAUAUUACUGAUGAGUGCCAAGGGAUCAUCGACUACUCUCUGACAGUUGCUAGGACUCUGGCUGAUGAUGUGGACAGCCACAUUUUCCCUUUCAAUGAUUUUGGCAAGGGUCUCAUCAAGAAGUGCCGCACCAGUCCCGAUGCCUUCAUCCAGAUUGCCCUGCAGUUGGCUCAUUACAGGGACAAAGGCAAGUUCUGUCUGACCUACGAAGCCUCCAUGACCCGCUUGUUCCGUGAAGGCCGAACUGAAACUGUCCGUUCCUGCACCACAGAGACAUGCGCCUUCGUUCAUUCCAUGAUCAAAAAUGAGCCCAGAAAAGAAUGCCUGAAGUUGCUCAAACUGGCAGCAGAGAAACACCAAAACAUGUACCGCCUGGCUAUGACUGGCAUGGGUAUUGAUCGCCACCUCUUCUGUCUUUACGUGGUUUCCAAAUACCUGGGAGAGGACUCACCCUUCCUCAAGGAGGUCCUAUCUGAGCCUUGGAGACUCUCCACCAGUCAGACGCCGCUGCAACAGGUGGAGCUGUUUGACUUGGUCAGACACCCAGAGUAUGUGUCGUCUGGAGGCGGCUUUGGACCAGUGGCUGACGAUGGUUAUGGUGUGUCUUAUAUCAUCGUUGGAGAAAACCUGAUCAACUUUCACAUCUCCAGCAAACACUCCAGCCCAGAAACUGACUCGCACCGCUUUGGUGGUAACAUCAGGCAAGCCAUGGUGGAUAUCCUCAACCUCUUCCAGCUUGUGAACGAAACUUCCAAGUAAAGGGCUUUCUCCGGUCGAUCUAAGGACGUGGAUUCUUCCUGAAGCUGUACAGAAUCAAAUAUAGGCUUGGGUAAUUUUAAUGCAUCUUGCAACAUAUUUGAGAUGCAUUUACAAACCUGGCUUUUGUUUUAUUUGUGAGGUGUUAAUAUGGACUGUAUAUGUGUGGAAUAUUGUGGAUUCUAAUGGCGUUUGCAACAGGUAGUGCACAGAUCGUUUCUCUUCACAGGACUGUAUGCACCAGUGCCUUAGUGAUGAACCACAUGUAUAAAGUGGGCCGAAACGGAGGAAAGGUCUGACCGACCUAACACCUGUUUUAUCUCCCUGUAUCUAAAGCACUCGACAGUAACAAAUAUUUAAGGUUUUUCAUCGCAAUGUAGUGGAAGAACCUUUCCUGCUUUGUUCCUUUAUUUGAUUUCAUAUUGGGUCUUCUUUCAUUAGUUGCAGUUACACAAGAUUGGCUUGUCAAACUUAAGUUGUCGCAACUCAACAUUGUGCUGAUCGUCAACCAUUUCAAAGUUCAUGAUCAAGUUUGGGGCAGAGAGGUAGUGCGAUUGUAGAAACCAUUGCAGAAGACAGCCAUUUCCAUGGUUCAGUCCCGUGAUGGCUUUUUAAAUCAUACACAUUGUAUCAACUUGUGUGAUUGUAUGACGUAGUGACAAAUGUUUGUCUUCAUCCUCAGGUUUUGCUAGUGUGGUAUAAUUUUCUAGCGACAAGCGUUAAGUGCUUUUAUUUUGAGCAUGUACAUGUGCAGCAGCAGUUGAGAUGCAGUAGGUGUGGCCACGAUGAGCCGUUUCUGGGAUGACGGUCCCUCACGUAUUAACAGUAGGCCACAGCUGUCAUUAAUAAGUUGUUCACUCCAUGAAUGAGGUGGUUUUGUCACGUGACAGUUCAAUUUUUGUUAUCCAUUUUUAAGUUGUCACAUGAUGUAUAGGUGCAACUCAUCCCCCAUAGAGUUUGUAUUUUUUUCAACUCUUUUAUGAAACAUCCACAAGGGACGGUUAUCUUGCGUAGGAGUGCAUUUUUAUUGUGUAUAUGUUGUCAGUACAUUGUAUGUAUUUUUUUCCAAGUUCUAGCGACGCACAACAAAUUGGAUGUAGACAUACAUUUUUACCACGGCGCUUUACUUUUCUGCUUUAAGUACAUCUCCAGUCUGUUUUUGGCGGCCGUAGGUGUCAUGUAAUUGUAUGAUUUAGCAGUACACCUUCAUGUUUACACUGCUGCAUGGUUUUUGAAGAUGAUGCUGUAUAUGUUUGCUUCUAAUUUAAGCUAAAAUGAUGAGCAGCAGUUGCAUACCAAAAGUUUUAACCAAUAAAGUGAAUGUCAAACAUC